CGUUUUGCAUUCAGUUAAAAAUUCAAAGGUAUUCCUAAGCAGAUUUCUGAAGCUCUUUUUCCAUGUAAUUCCCUCCUCUCCAGAAUUCUGUCCCACAAAUUCCAACCAACUUGGCCUGCCCCAAUUUCCUCAACUCCAAUCCCUGUCUUCUCAACCUGGGAGAUCCUAGGUUUCCAUUUGAUUUCCCUUCUCUGCACUACAGGCUGGAAAUGGCCUCUGGGCAAAAGGGCAGAGUGAUAUAGGGCUCCUUUUGUUUCUCUUCUCUCACGUCCACAGCUGCCUGUUGUCCAAUGUCUGACGAGUUGUUUCCUGUAUUUUGUUCCGUUUUCUAAUUGUUCACAGUGGGACACUAAGUCCAGACCCAUUUUCUUUUCUUGUCCAGAAGUGUAAGUUUUAGGAAACUCCUUAUGGAAAAUGUGAAUUGCUUUAUUAUUUUUUAUGGUUGAAAACAUCUUUCUCUAUGAUAUCUCCCCACUCACCCUACUUUUUUCCUUCUCAGUAAACGCUGACGCGAUCAUCCGUUCCGGUGCUACCCUCUAGUGUCCGGACCAGAUCCUUGCGCAACUUCAACCCGCACUAGUUCCGCCCACGGCCGGCCGCGCCCCGUCUUCUCACCGGCGCGCCUCCCUCUUGUUCUUCCUCCCUCCCCUGUGGACUGCGGCGCUGGCGUUCCGUGCACGCCGGCUCACUGCGCUUGCGCGGCGUUUGGACGCCACACGCUCCCGGAAGUAGGAGGUGGCCGCCGGAGUUUGUGCGGCCGCCGCCGCGGGAACGCGAGCCCGGUAAUGUUUCAACGGAGAAAGGCGAGGCUUUCGGGCUCGGUCGAGUGAGUGAGUAAGCGUCCGGCUCCAGCAGCUCUCCUCUGGUGUGACAGCCGGCAUGGAGGAACCACAGAGUAAAGAGCCUGCCAGCGAGGCCGUGACUCCCGCGCUGCCGGAGUCGCCGCGGCCGGAGGGCCGGGAGGAGCAGCCGCGUCCCAGUCCCGAGGAAACUCAACAGUAUAGAUUUGAUGGCCAGGAGACAAAAGGAUCCAAGUUCGUUACCUCCAGUGUGAGUGACUUCAGUGACCCAGUUUACAAAGAGAUUGCUAUUACGAAUGGCUGUAUUAAUAGAAUGAGUAAGGAAGAACUCAGAGCUAAGCUUUCAGAAUUCAAGCUUGAAACCAGAGGAGUAAAGGAUGUUCUAAAGAAGAGACUGAAAAACUAUUAUAAGAAGCAGAAGCUGAUGUUGAAAGAGAGCAAUUGUGCUGACAGUUAUUAUGACUACAUUUGUAUUAUUGACUUUGAAGCCACUUGUGAAGAAGGAAACCCACCUGAGUUUGUACAUGAAAUAAUUGAAUUUCCGGUUGUUUUACUGAAUACGCAUACUUUAGAAAUAGAAGACACAUUUCAGCAGUAUGUAAGACCGGAGAUUAACACACAGCUGUCUGAUUUCUGCAUCAGUCUUACUGGAAUUACUCAGGAUCAGGUAGACAGAGCUGAUACCUUCCCUCAGGUACUAAAAAAAGUAAUUGACUGGAUGAAAUUGAAGGAAUUAGGAACAAAGUAUAAAUAUUCAAUUUUAACAGAUGGUUCUUGGGAUAUGAGUAAAUUCUUCAACAUUCAGUGCCAACUCAGCAGGCUCAAAUACCCUCCUUUUGCUAAAAAGUGGAUCAAUAUUCGGAAGUCAUAUGGAAACUUUUACAAGGACAGGCAGAAGGAUGUCUUCUUCCACCUAAGCACUGAACCAAACCACAGGAGAAGAAAGAACCAAAUGAGAGAGAUUCAACUGACCAGUCUAAGGCUUACCGGAAAGGAACAAAGACAUACCAAAAUAGUCCAUCCUAGGACAAACACAGACACACAGGGACAGGGCACAAGUGUGUCUCUUAUACCAGCACAGGUGCUAGCAAGAAACCCAUUCACAUGAACACUUUAUGCAGAUUUUAAAGGGAAAACUCUUCUUUUAAAAAUAGAGGAUUUUUUUCUUUGUAGUAUCCAUAUUUAUUCAUUCAUUCAUUUGAUGCAAUUUAUGUGCCAGAUGCCUGGUCAGGGCUGAGGAUGUGGAGUGGAGAAGCCAGGAUUGCUGCAGUGAUGUGCUCACCGUUGGACAGAGGAAUGACUGUCAACAAAUCAGUACAGGCCCAUACGUUAAGUUCUUUAAUAGUACGAUGACUGGAACUACUGGACGGAACCCAAAGUGCAGUCACCCAAACGUAUCAUGUCCAUUUUGAUCCCUACAGCAAUUAAGCCUUGCUUUCACAGCCGCUGAAGCAGACCAACAGAUGGUUGUUUAAUUGUUUAUAAAACCAAACAUUAACUACUGGGCUUGGCAACAUAUGUCUUCUCCUGAAGCCUCUCAAAGCAGAUCUGAGACAACACUCUGGAAGAUGCUAAGAAACACCAAAAGAUCAAAGGUCGAAUCUUGGAAUUUGGAUCUGUCAUUGACCUGCCUUAUAACUUCUGUCAAACUGCAGUAUGGUGAGAUUGUUCACGCGUUUCACAGCAGUGUUGCAUGGAAUGACUAAUGGCCUUCGGUUGGUUCCUAUGUAGAUGGUAACACGGAAAGCUGUUCACAAAACCCCUUUCUAGCAAAGAUGCGUUUCUGCCAAGUCACGUAUGUUGGCCAGAGGUGUGUUUAGGGAAAUUGGCCCUCUUCAGAAAAAUAGAGUCUCCUUGUUCCUGGCCACAUUUUAAUAUUGCCCUGCCUUUUUGCUUAUGAAGCUUCAGGCUCUCUAUACAAAUGCUGUCCGUUUUAAUAGAGUGCUAAUCACAGUAAUGGGCAGAGCACUAUGUCUGCAAUCAUCACAUCAACGCCACUUGGCUUAAUCCUUGAAAAUGGACAACAAGCUAUUACUAAACAUAAAAAUCGCAAAUUGUGUGUGCUGACCUAGAGACGCCUCUGAUCAAUGAGAAGCAGCCUGAGAGCCACCAAAGGCUCUUCAACGUCCAGCUGUCACAACAUUCCCCAAGAACUUCAAAGAUUUUAAAGACCACCAUUUCCACGCACACGUCUCUGGGUAUUGCUGCUGUUUACACUUCGCAGAAGCCGGACACUCAGCCUGUUUCGGGGGCACCCAGGCUAAAGGUUCUGCCCUAGGUGUCGUAAGUAUCUAUUGAUGCGCAGUGUGAACACAGCCUUUGUAGCUUCCCCACCCUCUGCGUGGGGAACGGAUGGCUCCUAUUGCAAUCUUCCUUCCCCAGCGGCCUCUUCCUUAUCCUCCUGGGUUCAGCUUCAAUGUCACAUGCCCAGACUUUCAGGCUCCAGGACUUACACCAGCACCCCACUCUCCUUCCUGGUUCCCAGGCCUUUGGCCUUAGACUGGGAUUUACGGGAUUGGCUCUCCCAGUAAAGGGUAAGAUAGAUAUAUUCUUUUAUAUAUAAUAUAUAAC
This is a messenger RNA of Piliocolobus tephrosceles (Ugandan red Colobus), 3371 nucleotides long. It is a transcript of the gene ERI1, whose product is annotated as exoribonuclease 1. Gene Ontology annotation, molecular function: nucleic acid binding; 3'-5'-RNA exonuclease activity. Gene Ontology annotation, cellular component: nucleolus; cytoplasm. The transcript has 7 exons. NCBI's taxonomy places the organism in Eukaryota, Metazoa, Chordata, Mammalia, Primates, Cercopithecidae. The coding region runs from base 880 to 1908 and encodes 342 amino acids. The record is from RefSeq and is a predicted model, not a curated record.